UUUAAUAUAUAUUUCUCCAUUUACUUCCGUUCCUCUCACUCUAUUUCUUGUUUUCAAACCAAACCCACCAUUAGAAUCACAUUGAUUGAUACUCUCUGAUUCUGAACAGAGCAGUAACAAUAAUGAAGUGAGGACAACAAACAAGAAAAUAAUUGUCCUCUUCCCCUCUCCAUUCUGCUCCCAAUUCACACCUCACUGACACACACUCCAAUUUCCUCCAAUCCAAUCCAAUCCAAUCCAACAAACCCUAAAACCCCAUUUCUCAACUGUCGGUGAUCCACUUCACCUCCAACAACCACCACCAAAACCCCUCAACAAUGUCAUCAACCACAAAGCCACCGCACUACGCCACAAGCGGCUUAGUAAUCGGCUACGCUCUCUGCUCAAGCUUGCUAGCCAUCAUCAACAAAUACGCCAUCACCCAAUUCAACUACCCGGGCCUCUUAACCGCGUUACAGUACCUCACUUCCUCUCUCGGUGUUUACCUUCUCGGAAAACUAGGGUUUCUUCAUCACGAUCCUUUCAAUUUUCAGAUUGCCAAGAAAUUCUUCCCUGCCGCACUCGUUUUCUACCUCGCGAUCUUCACCAACACCAAUCUCCUACGUCACGCUAACGUUGAUACCUUCAUUGUUUUCAGAUCUCUUACUCCUCUUCUCGUUGCUCUUGCUGAUACGGCUUUUCGAGGUCAACCUUCGCCUUCGAAUCUCACGUUUUUCUCGCUUGUGGUGAUUCUCGCUGGUGCGGUUGGGUAUGUUUCCACUGAUUCGGGUUUUACUCUGACUGCUUAUUCUUGGGCUUUUGCUUAUUUGGUUACGAUUACUACUGAGAUGGUUUACAUCAAGCAUAUGGUUAUGAGUCUUGGGUUGAAUACUUGGGGUUUUGUUCUUUAUAACAAUGUGUUAUCUCUAAUGCUUGCUCCUUUCUUUUGGUUUCUUACUGGAGAGAAUUUUGAGGUUGCGAAUGCGAUUACUGCCAGUACUGGGAGUUUGUUUGAGACGAAUGCGGUUCUUGCGGUUUCGUUGUCUUGUGUGUUUGGUUUGCUUAUUAGUUUCUUUGGAUUUGCGGCGAGGAAAGCGGUUUCGGCGACUGCUUUUACGGUUACUGGGGUUGUGAAUAAGUUUCUGACGGUGGCGAUUAAUGUGACGAUAUGGGAUAAGCAUGCUAGUCCGGCGGGUUUGGUUUGUUUGUUUUUUACUAUAAUUGGGGGAGUUCUUUAUCAGCAAUCGGUGACUGGGAAUGGUUCGCAGCAACGGGAGGCUGUGGUGGUGAGUAAGCAAGCUGAUAUUGAGAGUAAUCUUGUUGGUGAUGGUGAUUUGGAAGAUGAGAGUGAAGUAAAGGGUAUAAGAUAAGAAACUAUUGGUGCAUGCUGCGUUUUGCAUAUGGAACAGACUCUAUUCUUGUUUGUAAGCAAGGUUUGAUGCACAACGUGCUUUGUGUACAGCAAUCCAGAAUGCGACGCUCAUUUAAUGUGGCUACUUUUAGCAAUUUCCUUUCUCUUUAACACGGUAUAAGUUUUGGCAUUCAAUAGAGUACUUUGUUAGAAGAAUGACCCUGUCUUCAUUUAGUGUUCAGUGUGAUUUAGUCAAACAAACCAGCUCAAUUAGAAGAGUGUUGUUCAAGUUGUAGUUGACUUAGCAGAAUUAGUUUAAUUGCAUAUUCCACUUGUUUUCAUUCCUUUGAUAGAAGAGACCUUGCCUGUUUAGUUUCUGUGCUUCUCAUCCCAUCAGUAAUCUUCUCUUCAA
This is a messenger RNA of Vicia villosa (hairy vetch), 1742 nucleotides long. Its product is annotated as GDP-fucose transporter 1-like. The transcript is spliced from 3 exons. Bases 318 to 1349 code for a protein of 343 amino acids. NCBI's taxonomy places the organism in Eukaryota, Viridiplantae, Streptophyta, Magnoliopsida, Fabales, Fabaceae. The record is from RefSeq and is a predicted model, not a curated record. Gene Ontology annotation, cellular component: Golgi apparatus. Gene Ontology annotation, molecular function: GDP-fucose transmembrane transporter activity; antiporter activity.